UCGAGCAUUUGCCAGCAGAGGGUGGCAACAUUAUAUCUGUUCCGCGGUUCAUCGACGAGGUUAUUUUUUGUGUGACUUGCUGGGUAUCUCCCUACCGUAGUAUUUUUUCGCGUUUGUUUCGCUAUCGGUAUCGGUAUCCUAUAGGUUCCCCUCCUUCCCGUCUGGGGAAAAUGUUUGUGUGCCGAAGAGGGAAUUUCGCGGAGGCUUCUCGUGUGUAAACUUUGUUUUCGGCAAGGAAGUCAGUUUAUCACUUUUAUGGGCUCGUCGAAACUACUCUCGAAUAAUCGGUGUGUAAGCGAGAAGAAAUUAAGCACCAGUGUUGAUCGAUAGGUUCGCUAAUUAUCAAAACAGAACACGUUUUCCCGUAGGUGGUGUGUGAACUCUUCCGCAAACGCAACGCAUCGGCAAUUUAGCAGCAGUAGCAUCAGGAGUCAGGUGAAAUAAUGGACACGGCUGGGGCGGAACUGUGUCAGUGCUACUGCCGUGGAGACGAUAAUAAGGAAACUAGAACAGAUAGAAAGUGAUGGUGGUGAAGUUGUGUGUUUUGUUUCGCGAUUUGAAUAGUGAUAAUUAGGUGUAAGGAAAGGCACAACAGCAGCCGUUUAUCCGCUCUUUGGAAGAAUUCGACGAUGGAAGUUUGCUGCUUGAAAAUGGCAUCCAGAUGCAGACCGACGAGAUCCAUCAAGGACAUCACGCAGUUGGCGACGGCUGGCUCUUCGCAUGACUGCGGCUCAUUGUCCCGGGUGGUCAUGGUGCGGAAAACUGAUCAACGCGUCAUCAAUCAUAAGGGUAGUCAGAAGGAUCCACUAUGUGAAGUCAUCACAAUGGAAACGAUUCAAACGUACAAGGGACACAAACCGGAUCGCACGGUAGUUUUCAAGGAGAAAUUCGACCUAACCGGGAAUGACAUGACCAAGUCACUCUCCACCAGCAAGUUGAUGGGGUCACCUCGGCUGUCGAUCAGCCCUCUUAGAACGGUUCUCACCACCACAACCGAGCUGGAACAGCAGAGUGCUUCGACCAGAUCGGCAAUUAAGAGCGAUCGCAACAACAACUGCACCACUUCAACAAUAGUCACUAGUCAUGCAGUUUUGAAAGAACAACGUCAUAAAUCGUUGGAUAGGAGCAAUAACAAUAGCAGCAAUCGGAAUGAAUUCACUCCGUUAACUCCGAAGUCAACGAGGUGUUCCAAAAGUCCAUCAAUCGGUAUUCUACGACAGAAGUCCCCAUCGCUGUCGGCGUCGCAGAACUCACUGCGGCGGUCACUAUUCAACGACUUCGAACUGGAAUGUCUGAAAGCCCACAACGAGUACCGGACCAAGCAUGGCGUUUUGCCACUUAAAUUGAACAAGCGACUGUGCAGGUACGCUGAAGAAUGGGCCAAGGUUAUUGCCGCGCGAGGGGUGCUGGUUCACCGAAGUAAUUCGCAGUACGGCGAGAACAUUUUCUGUUCGUGGAGUUCGCCGAACGCGACGGUCGUCAUCACCGGACGGGAACCGGUGGAGAAUUGGUACAGCGAGGAAUCUACGCACGUGUACGGAAAGGAACCGGCCACGCUCAAGACUGGUCACUUUACGCAGGUCGUAUGGAAGGACAGUCGGGAGCUGGGAAUCGCGGUUGCCCGCAAUAGGUCCGGCCAGGUCUUUGUGGUGGCUAAUUAUGAUCCCCCCGGAAACUACAUCGGUAGUUUUGCGAAGAAUGUCCCCCCACCGGGAGGAUUCGAGAUACCAAAGAUAAUCGUAGACAAGCUGACUAGCGAAACAAGCAAGACCUCGACCGUGAAGGUGGAGAAACACGUUCGGAUAGUGGACGAAAAUGAUCCGGACCAGUUCGAUGAAUUUUCGCAGACAAUGCUCCGUCAUCACAAUGAACAUCGCCGCAGGCACGGUGCUCCCGAUUUAGUUUUGCACAAAGAACUAGUCCGGGACGCGCAACAAUGGGCGGAAAUUCUGGCGCGAGACGAUCGGUUCACGUACCGUCAGAACUCAAAAUAUGGAGAAAACCUUUACUGUCUGUGGUCCUCGGAUAGGCACGCCAAACCUAGCGCCAAAGAUGUUUGCCGGUCGUGGUACGAGGAAGUGAAGCAGUACCCCUUCAAUCAAGAACCUCGGGGAGUGAUCAAGGGCGGUCAGUUUACCCAGAUGGUCUGGAAGGGUACCAAAGAGCUGGGCGUGGGUAUUGGUCAAACGCGCAGCGGCAAAGUAAUAGUGGUGUGCACUUACUAUCCAAGAGGAAAUGUUCUGGGACAGUUCAUGGCCAACGUCCAAAAGCGAUCCGUCUAAAAUCCAAGUAUCACCGCUUUUAGUCCACACGUCAAGCACAAACGCACUCACUCAAAUAUCAGGUCUCAAUUCAUGCCUUAUGUAAUAUUCGAAUCGAUUACAUCCCAUAAACGUUGUAAAUAACCUGCUACUAGACAAGACUCCUUUAUACAAAUGAAGAAUAACAUUCAUUCUAACCUGAUGCAAGAUGCCUUCGAUCAGAAAUGAGUCCCUCUAACACACAUAGGUCGCAUUUGUCCUUUUCUUAUAAAAGUCCAGUGUUGUAUCCAAGUCGGCACAUGCGCAUAUGUAAUUUUCAUCCAAGCUUUUUAUAUCGGACAUGAUUUAUAGUAGUAAACGGACAGCACAAAAGAAGUUUGCCAUAAGUACGGAAAAUGUUUGUAGAAGUUAAUCAACGCAUAUACUUAAGGCCAAUUCAAAAUUUAUAAUAAUCUUCAAAGUAAUUUUGUAUUGAUAAAUUUGAUCCACUUAAGCUCACUUAUAAAUCACUUAUAAAGCAUUUGUAUGUGUAGAACAAAACAUUUUUGGUAAUGGUUACCCAUUAAUAUUUAUAGCAGUAUGAAAUACGAAGAGAUAGCGCUUGAUUCGCCAUACACUCUGUGUCAUUUAAAAGUUCGAGUAAGAUUGACGUAAAAGAAAUUAAAUCUUUUAAAUUA
Messenger RNA from Armigeres subalbatus, 2938 nucleotides. RefSeq lists its product as uncharacterized. Bases 630 to 2282 code for a protein of 550 amino acids. The record is from RefSeq and is a predicted model, not a curated record. The transcript has 6 exons. Gene Ontology annotation, cellular component: extracellular region. NCBI's taxonomy places the organism in Eukaryota, Metazoa, Arthropoda, Insecta, Diptera, Culicidae.